Messenger RNA from Sardina pilchardus (European sardine), 1525 nucleotides. It is a transcript of the gene tmem18, whose product is annotated as transmembrane protein 18. The record is from RefSeq and is a predicted model, not a curated record. The transcript is spliced from 5 exons. Gene Ontology annotation, cellular component: nuclear membrane. NCBI's taxonomy places the organism in Eukaryota, Metazoa, Chordata, Actinopteri, Clupeiformes, Clupeidae. The coding region runs from base 89 to 550 and encodes 153 amino acids.
AGUCAGCAUUCACUUGACGAGGAAGAAUACGGAAGUAGGAAGCAAUCUUGGAAUCUCAGGAUCGUCGCACAUCAGUCGUCUUUGUAAAAUGACAGAAUCUAAAGCACAAAAUAUGAGCUCUGCUCCCUUUGAUGCCUUCAGCAACUUAAGGGUCACGUCUAUAUGGACAUUCCUGCAAACUAUCCAGUGGACUGAGCCAUGGCUGAUGGGUCUCCUCGCGUUCCACGCAUUUUGUUUUAUCGCCACUCUGUUUACCUGCAAAUACUACCGUCUUCAGAUAUGUCUGUUCUUAAUGAUGGUUGGAAUGGUAGCCAGUGCAGAGUAUCUGAAUGAGUUUGCAGCUAUGAAUUGGAGCUUGUUCUCCAAGUUCCAGUAUUUCGACUCCAAAGGAAUGUUCAUCUCUUUGGUCUAUUCAGUCCCUCUUCUGUUCAAUACCAUCAUCAUUGUGGCUGUGUGGGUGUAUCGCACCUUCUGCACCAUGACUGAGUUGAAGACGCUGCAGCUGAAGAGGAAAGUGGCUCGACACCAGAGCCAGAAGAAGACUCAGUAACUCGGACUCCCCGACAGCCACUGAGGCACUCUCUGAACCCGGCCCUCACAGAAACAACCGCUGGCACGACCAGAGUUUCACACGCUGGUGUGAUGUCGCCUACACACCAUGCAUCUUUUUCAGUGUCAGCCAGUUUGUAUUUUAUUCCUUACAACCAUGGUCUGUUUAAUCAGGACUGAGCAAGUACAAGAUGAUUGUGGAACUGAAUGCUGGCACCACAGCGAAGCCUUGGCAGCCUUGAUAAGAUAUUCAGAGGCCUAUGUUUAGAGAAGGUCUACUUUAUUUAUGUGUCAGAUUUAGGUGAUCACCAUUGCGUGCAUGUGUGUGUGCGUGCGAGAGACCGUGUGUGUGUGUGUGUGUGUGUGUGUGUGUGUGUGUGUGUGUGUGUGUGUGUGUGUGUGUGUGUGUGUGUGUGUGUGUGUGUGUGUGUGUGUGUGUGUGUGUGUGUGUGUGUGUGUGUGUGUGUGUGUGUGUGUGUGUGUGUGUGUGUGUGUGUGUGUGUGUGUGUGUGUGUGUGUGUUGUUUUUUUUGUGGGACUGAGGUAAUUGCAAUUGUGUUCAAAUGCACACUUUGCUCCGCUGCUGAAUUUGACCACAUCCGCCCUUACCACAUCUGCCCUCAGAGCUCAAAGACGGAGUAUUAUUAUUGUGUCUCUCUGGAAGAACAGAGCACUAUGUGUGCAUUUGCAUUAAUCCAUCAAUAGGGGGCGUACAAAGUCCUGAGGUCGGUGCAGUGAGCUCUGUUGGUCUGCUAUAUGGAUUGAUGAAAAAUGUAGCAUAUUAUCACUCUUGUGGUGGACUGUUCUCAUGAAUAUGCAAUUUGUUUUUAAAUAGAAUGUAUGUCUUUUUUUAUUUAUUUCUGUAAACAGUUGAUUCUGGGGGCAUUUGCUUAGAACAUUACGGCAGUUGUACAUAAGCAACAUUCCUGAAUUUGUCUCUAUGGGACUAUGAAAAUAAAUUACAAUAACUCUGAAAA